UAUGUUGUAGCAGCAGCACUGAACCUUGAAAUACUACCGACCAUAUCUAUAAAUCUUGAAUUCUUCAGAUGGCAUCAUCCAGAGACGUUCCAAUGGCCCAGGACACGCUGCCUUCCCCAGACGCUGAACCCAAGUACGGUGGCUUCACGCGGUUCGAAAUCGAGCUUGAAUUCGUACAAUCUCUCGCCAAUCCUUUCUACCUCAACCAUCUUGCGUCACAGAAGCUUCUCAAUGAUCCCGCAUUCGUCGCGUAUCUGUCAUACCUCCGGUACUGGAGCCGGCCUCCCUACAUCAAGUACCUGAAUUACCCUGGCCCUACACUUAAACAUCUCGAGUUGUUACAGGAAGAACGCUUCCGACAGGAUAUCAUAAGCCCUGACCUGGCUCAGGCCCUCGCAGCUGAGGGUGUUAAGGCUUCAGUAGAGUGGCACAAAGACGAGUGAAGCAUAUACCCAACCAAGAUAACCACAUAUUACCGACGGAAUAAAACGAGCAAAGCCCUCACUAUAAGGCACCACAUACUAUGAUGGAAACCUCCCAGGGUAAGUUUUGUCGGUCGGGUCACGGAAAACACAAAUCUACAACGACUCUUUGGCCAAUAUAGUAUAGUGGCCGCGGCACAUCAAAAAUCACGAUGGUGAUUUCGAAAGUGAGAAGAAAAGAAGACCAUGGGUAUGACUAUUAUUAGCAACCGUCUAAACGUGAACCAAAUCGCUGGAAAACCAAUGCACGCUCCCCUUUAUCGACACGGCUUAUAUGGUUGUUUGACCUGUCAGCCAUAUGCAAAAUAACACCAGCGCCAAGAAU
Xylaria bambusicola is the source of this 807-nucleotide messenger RNA. RefSeq names its product SOH1-domain-containing protein. The coding region runs from base 69 to 443 and encodes 124 amino acids. Gene Ontology annotation, molecular function: transcription coregulator activity. Gene Ontology annotation, biological process: regulation of transcription by RNA polymerase II. Lineage: Eukaryota; Fungi; Ascomycota; Sordariomycetes; Xylariales; Xylariaceae. Gene Ontology annotation, cellular component: core mediator complex; mediator complex. The transcript is spliced from 2 exons. The record is from RefSeq and is a predicted model, not a curated record.